CAGCCGCCUCAGCGCAUGCCCCGUGCGCGCGCAGUGCCGGCGGCAGUGAUGGCGGCUCGGUGUGUGAGGCUGGCGCGGCACAACCUCCCGGCUUUGGCGUUGUCUCUCAGGUCCUCUCCUCGGCUGCUGUGCACAGCUACAAAGCAGAAGAACAAUGGCCAGAACUUGGAGGAGGACGUGGCUCAGAAUGAACAGAAGACAGAUCUGCCCUCUGCAGAGAAGACACUGAUGGAAGAGAAGGCCAAGCUGGAAGAGCAGCUGAAGGAGACCAUGGAAAAAUAUAAGCGAGCUUUAGCAGAUAGUGAGAACUUGCGGCAGAGGAGCCAAAAAUUGGUGGAGGAGGCGAAACUAUAUGGCAUUCAGGGCUUCUGCAAGGACUUGCUGGAGGUGGCAGACAUUCUGGAGAAGGCAACACAGUGUGUCCCAAAGGAGGAGAUUAGAGACGAUAACCCGCACCUGAAGAACCUCUACGAGGGGCUCGUGAUGACUGAGGUCCAGAUCCAGAAGGUGUUCAGGAAGCAUGGCUUACUCCGGCUGAACCCUGUGGGGGCCAAGUUCGACCCCUACGAGCACGAGGCCUUGUUCCACACGCCGGUUGAGGGCAAGGAGCCGGGCAUGGUGGCGCUCGUUAACAAAGUGGGGUACAAGCUGCACGGGCGCACCCUGAGACCCGCCCUGGUUGGGGUGGUGAAGGAGGCGUAGCGGCCCUCACGGGCUCCGGGGCUUUGUUAGGAUCACUCGCUGACUCGGGCCGCUUCAUCUUUUCUCGUCUGCGGGUGCGCUUGACCUUUUCCUAAACCUUGUUGCCAGGCUUUAGUGACCAGUGGCUGGACAGGAAGUAAGCCAGUUGCACAGUUGUGUUAAUGAACAUUCGGGAGUUACUAGUUCCACGUGCUUACGGGACAGGCCGGCGGGACGCUACUGGACCCUAGGGUAUCGGGAAAAACACCGUGUCUGCUCAGACUCGGGGGACGUCAGAGUAUUUCAAGUGAAUAAAAGGUCUUCGGGAAUCCUGCUGUUGGCUAGCUGGCUGCGCCAGCUGCACUGCGUCUCCCCGUAGCACGCGACUUCCUGGACCGCUCAGCCCCGCCACCCGUCACUCGGGGAGGGCAAGGCGAGGGGUUAAACAUUUUUCUUGCUGAGAAAAGUUGUACGAUGCCCUUGGUGAGGAACAUAUUUGAGUUCGUUCAUGAUCAGUUACUGGCUCGCUGCUAAGAGCGAUCAUCUUCUGGCUUUGGGAGAUGUGAGACCCGCGGGCACACCCUAACGUCCUCGCCUCCUUAUUUUGCCAGUAACUGAAUUUGACACGCUCAGUUACUUUUGUCCUGUUUGUUCGUCUCUUUAUAGAAAGGUUUAAAUCUAUACCCAACUAGUUACUAAUGAUCAGAAGGUACUUUCCCUAGUAAGAUGGACUUUCUUAGAAAUCUGAGGACUGCGUGCUUGGUAUGUUUUAAAUGUUAAAUUUAAAAUUUUAUUUCAGAGGAUUAAAGCCCUGUUGUUUAUUUUCCUACGUUCUGCUAGCUCUGUGCUUUGGUGGAGGAGAGCAAGGAGACCCUUACUAAGCGAAGUGUGACUUAGCUUCCCGGGUCUUUGCUCACUCCUGCAGCUGUGUGCCUGACACGCGCAAACGUGUUGGCUUCUGUCCCGGGAGGGGACCGUGGGCACUCGGGAGCAGCAGCAAGGACACAUGACCGGCAGGCGCUGAGCCUGUGACUCGCCGCAGGACCCUCCGUUCCUCAUGUUAGGGGAAGAGUUGAGUGAGUGAGGCACUCUUAUAAAUGAGGGAAAAAAGUAACCUUCCACUAGCUUUGCUUCUGAGAGGUACUUCUAGGGUUAAAGGUCAACACUGUUACUUCGAUUUACUGCACAAAAAAGGUGGGCAGUCGAUUUGAAAGGUGUAGGUAAUAUUCCCAUAAUUAAAAUUCCAAUUUAUACCAUUUCAAGAAAUUUCCCCCCUUUUUAUAAAUUUAUUUCAUUUUCGGCUGCAUUGUGUCUUCGUUGUUGCGUGCAGUCUUUCUCUAGUUGCGGCGAGCGGGGGCUACUCUUUGUUGCGGUGUGCGGGCUUCUCACUGCAGUGGUUUCUCCUGUUGUGGAGCACGGGCUCUAGGCGCGCGGGCUUCAGUAGUUGUGGCACGCAGGCUCUAGAGCGCAGGCUCAGUAGUUGUGGCGCACGGGCUUAGUUGGUACACGGCACAUGGGAUCCUCCCGGUCCCCUGCAUUGGCAAGCAGAUUCUUAACCACUGCGCCACCAGGGAAGCCCGUCCCCCUUUUCUUUUAAAGCUGCUUUAAAUAACUUGGUCAAGGGCAUAGCCCGGAACUAAAGGCAGCAGUACAGCAUAUUGAGAAACAGCCGAGAGGUACGCCUGCUCUUCACACUGUGGCUGUGAGCACAGCCUUUCACCUCCCUGGACUCAUCUGUAAAAUGAGGGUGAAUAAGAAAAGUAAUUUUCGGGGCUUCCCUGGUGGCGCAGUGGUUGAGAAUCUGCCUGCCAAUGUGGGGGACACGGGUUCGAGCCCUGGUCUGGGAAGAUCCCACAUGCCGCAGAGCAACUAGGCCCGUGAGCCACAACUACUGAGCCUGCGCGUCUGGAGCCUGUGCUCCGCAACAAGAGAGGCCGCGACAGUGAGAGGCCCGUGCACCGCGAUGAAGAGUGGCCCCCGCUUGCUGCAACUAGAGAAAGCCCUCGCACAGAAACGAAGACCCAACACAGCCAAAAAUAAAAAAAUAAAAUAAUUUUUUUUUAAAAGUAAUUUUCAAACUAAUUUCUGUGAACGUGUGCAGUCCCCUCCCAUCCCUUUUCACCUAGAGCUGCGCCUGCAAAAAGGCGCUAAACCUAGAGAUGGUCUCGCUUAAAGGUGAUCAGCUAUUAUUUGUUUACUGUUUCACUCAUCCACAGUCACUGCUAACAGGAAAACAUUUAAUUUUGUACACACUGACACUGGCAAUUAAAGACCCGUGGGCCGCACCGUCGUCGAGUUCCUGGGUUUUGCGUGAUCGCGGCCUGGAUUCGUAGCACGGUGUAGGUGAGAGAGGCGCGCUGUCUACUCACCAUCGGCUCUCCCCGCCUGGCUCCACGAGAGCUCUGGGUGUUCCGCUUCUUUCAGGGAAGGAGAGUGGCGUGAAGGGUUUUCUGCUUAACUGAAAUCUAUUUUAACUCCUCACAGUUUGGAGGAAAAACUGGUGUGACACGUUAGUGCCACACUAUGACGUCACGGGCUGUCUGUCCCCCAUCCUGAUUUUGAAGGCUGGCUCAUAGCAUCUAUGAGACUGAAAAGCUAAGGCUCCAGGGGCAGGCGGUAAAAAGCAAGCAGUGACACUAUUUGGUUCUCAACCUGUUUAAUAUGUAAAAGGGAAAUAAGAACAGUAGGCAGAGUUUCGGUUUUAAUACAUUCUCGGAAUGUUGGCCACCCAGAGCAUUAUUCUGAAUAGCUGAUUAUCUUUUGUGACUCAAAGAGUUUAAAUUCUGAAAAGACCUAAUUAAUUCCAUGGGAUUAUGGUGACUAAUUUAUCAUGAGAAUUAAAUAUAGAAAUUUAAAGGCUCCGAGCUAACAGCAGGGUAAGGACUAAUGUGACAGUAAUAGCUGGAGUUGAUGGGAUAAGAGGCAACCAAUCGUAAAAUUACAUUUCCCUUGUAACGAAGCGUUAAUACUUUAACAUAAAUUAUACAUUCAUUAUGGUGUUUGUUUGUUUAAAAACAGUCAAGCCUAAAUAAAUUCUUCAUACCAUCAAAAAA
Balaenoptera ricei (Rice's whale) is the source of this 3734-nucleotide messenger RNA. RefSeq names its product GrpE like 1, mitochondrial (gene GRPEL1). Gene Ontology annotation, molecular function: adenyl-nucleotide exchange factor activity; protein-folding chaperone binding; protein homodimerization activity. The record is from RefSeq and is a predicted model, not a curated record. Gene Ontology annotation, cellular component: PAM complex, Tim23 associated import motor. The coding region runs from base 16 to 702 and encodes 228 amino acids. Gene Ontology annotation, biological process: protein import into mitochondrial matrix; protein folding. NCBI's taxonomy places the organism in Eukaryota, Metazoa, Chordata, Mammalia, Artiodactyla, Balaenopteridae. The transcript has 4 exons.